Messenger RNA from Letharia lupina, 987 nucleotides. RefSeq lists its product as uncharacterized. Gene Ontology annotation, molecular function: tRNA 2'-phosphotransferase activity. The record is from RefSeq and is a predicted model, not a curated record. Gene Ontology annotation, biological process: tRNA splicing, via endonucleolytic cleavage and ligation. Bases 1 to 987 code for a protein of 328 amino acids. The transcript has 2 exons. NCBI's taxonomy places the organism in Eukaryota, Fungi, Ascomycota, Lecanoromycetes, Lecanorales, Parmeliaceae.
AUGUCCAGCAGCCGAAAAGGCAAAGGCGCCUCACGGGAGGUUGAUAUUUCGAAGAGUCUUAGUUAUCUGCUUAGGCAUGGGGCGAAGACUGAGGGCAUUCAGCUGGAUGAGGCGGGGUGGGCUAAUGUAGCUGAUGUGCUCCUCUGGCGCCGCAUUGCCUCCUUGAAAGUCGACCUCGCCGAACUGCAAUCCGUCGUCGCCACCAAUGACAAAAAGCGCUACCAAAUCGAACCCGACCCCGCCGGUCCCCUCCGCGCACCCUCCGCCACAGCCAGCACCGCUUCCAUCUCCGACUUGUCAAACUGGCGGAUCCGCGCCACCCAAGGUCAUUCCAUAGCGACCGUCUCCAGUGAGCAGAUUUUCAAACCCAUCCUGCUGACCGAUCCGGACUGUCCGGAAUUCGUCGUGCACGGAACGGAUAAUCGGCCCUGGAAGGAGAUUGAACGCAGCGGCGGGUUAAAGCCGAUGGGAAGGAAGCAUAUCCACUUCGCAACCAGGUUGCCCGAUAAGAUGCCGCCGCUCAAUCGGGAUUUUCAGUCCCGGAGUAAACCGAAUAAGGAGCCGGUGGAUAAGGUUGUUUCUGGUAUUAGGAAUACGAGUACGGUUGUGAUUUGGGUCGAUGUGAAGAAGUCUUUGGAGGGCGGGGUGAAGUGGUGGAGAAGUGAGAAUGGCGUUAUAUUGACUGAAGGUGUGGGGGAGCCGAAGAUGUUGGGGUUUGAAUGGGUCAAGUGGGUGGAGGUGAGAGGGGAGGGGAAGAUUUUGUACGGGGAAAAGGUGGAGAGUGAGGAGGUGGGGGAGAUGGAGGAGAGAAUGGAUAGGUUGGGUGUUGGGUUGGGGGAUGGGGAAGAGGGGUCUCGAGACAAGGUGGAUGGGGCGAAGGCGCCUCAAGGAGAAUUGAAUGGAGAGAAGGUGCUCCGAGAAAAGGAAGCCAAUGGGAAUGAGAAGCUUGAGCCGGCUGCCCCGGUGAAGGAUAAAUGGGAUGAUUGA